This is a messenger RNA of Tarenaya hassleriana, 621 nucleotides long. RefSeq lists its product as uncharacterized. Lineage: Eukaryota; Viridiplantae; Streptophyta; Magnoliopsida; Brassicales; Cleomaceae. The coding region runs from base 1 to 621 and encodes 206 amino acids. The transcript has 2 exons. The record is from RefSeq and is a predicted model, not a curated record.
AUGGCGACUACAAGCGGAGCUUUCCCGAUUCCAAAGCUUACGAAAGACAACUAUGAAAGAUGGAGUAUUCAAAUGAAGGCGUUCCUUGGUGGACAAGAUGUAUGGGAUGCCAUCGAAGAAGAUGUGGAUGAUACCAUCUUCGAGAAGAUCGCUCAUGCCACCACAUCGAAGAAGGCAUGGGAUACUCUUGAAAAUGCUUUCAAGGGUAUUGACAAGGUGAAAAAGGUGCGGCUUCAAUCACUUCGUGGAGAAUUCGAAGCUUUGCAAAUGAAGGAGUCAGAAGCAGUCUUCGACUAUAUCUCUCGAGUUACGGCGGUCUCCAAUCAACUCGUAAGCAACGGUGAAAAGAUGACAGAUAGUCGAAUCGUGGAGAAGAUACUUCGGUCACUAUCUCCGAAGUUCGAUCAUGUCGUUGUGGCGAUUGAAGAAUCUAACGACAUUGAGAAAAUGACCGUUGAUGAACUCACCGGAAAGCUUCAAGUUCAUGAAGAAAAAAUUAAAAGGAGACACAAAGAGCCGAUCGAGCAUGCUCUUCAAGCAAAGGUGAAUAUUGAAGAGAAGAAAAAUGAUUAUCGGAACCAAGGUGGACGUGGUCGUGGUGAAGGACGGGGGGAUGAGUGA